Oppia nitens is the source of this 1532-nucleotide messenger RNA. Its product is annotated as probable E3 ubiquitin-protein ligase bre1. NCBI's taxonomy places the organism in Eukaryota, Metazoa, Arthropoda, Arachnida, Sarcoptiformes, Oppiidae. The record is from RefSeq and is a predicted model, not a curated record. The transcript has 4 exons. The coding region runs from base 57 to 1532 and encodes 491 amino acids.
UAGUUACAUUUGUAUUUGUAGAUCAUUUGGUAUAAUUACAUCACAAAUAUUCAGUCAUGGACGAGAAUUAUAGUGAUUAUAACAACACUGGUAAUGAAGAUACCGAUGGUUUCGGCAACGAUGACAACAGUUUAGAAGAUUUUGAAAUUAUUGAUGAAAUUAUUAUUAACAACAACAAUGAAAACAACCAAAAUGAUGGACAAACAAAACUCAAUUGUAUAAAACAGGAACAAUCUGGUGGUGACAAUAGACACACCAAUGGUGAUGGUGUUACCACUAAACACGGAGAAGCCAACAAACGGACAAGACAUACAUUUUCGUGUACUAAUUGCCGGGCAAAACAAACUAUGUAUUUAAGUGCCGCACAGUUAUCAUUAUCAGAUGCCGACCGUAAAGCUCAGGCAAAUCGGAUAAGAGAGUUGGGCUCAGAGUCACAGAAACUCAAAGCUAUACUCAAUGAUCAGGUGAUCCAACUGGAGCUGAAACUCAAUGCUAAAGACAAAGAAAUGGAUGAUUUGAUGUCACAAAUAAGUCAAAUGACAGCCAAAACGACUCAACUGUCAGCUCAGAUAUCUUGUAUGCAAAACAAUGAAACCAAACUUAUCGAAGAAAUACAGAACUUAACUGACGAUAAAAUUGGUCUCAAAGAGUGUAACGAAGAGUUGAUUACUAAACUAUCGCAUAUGAAGGCAGAGGUUAAGACAAUUACCACUGAGAAGGGAAAGUUGAGAGAAUCGGGAGACGACAGGGAACUGGAGAUUAAUGAAUUGAAACAAAAUCACAACAAACUAAUGGAUGACUUCCUUAAUCAGUGUAAAAGGAAAAUCACUACAAAGAACCGGAAGAUUGAAAAAUUGAAAACUAAAUUAACGAAACAAACACAAGAAUCGACUGAUUUGGAGAAGAAAUACAAAGAUGUUAUCAAAGAUAAUGUGUUAUUAAAGAAUAGUAGGACUAAUCUCAUGAAUAAAAUGAAUGACAAGAAUGAAGAGUUACAGAAAUGGCGGACAAUGUUUAGUAAAGAAAAUACUUCUAAAGAAUUAAUUGAAGAGGAAUUGAAAAAGACUAGAAAUGAUGGAAUUCGUUAUAAAAAACAAAAAGAUUAUUAUAAAACUGAAAAAAUUAAAGCCACUAUUGAAUUGAAUAAAUUGCGUAAUCAGAGAAACAAUGAAAUUAAAGAUAUUAGCAACAAAUUUACUAAAUUAGGCGAACAAACAAUUAGUAAACUUAAAGAUCAAGUUAUUGCUAUUUUCAAUGAUAAUAGCAAUCAAUUGAUUAGCAAAUCAAUUGAACAAACCGUUGAAAUCAUUGAAAAUGGACGUAAAGAGUGUUUGAAACAUAAAGAAAUGGUCGAAAAAAUUCACUGUCAAACAGGAAAACCACAAACAUGUAUAGAAUCUGAUUGCAAUAAAACGGUUGCCGAUUCCGAUAAAUUUUAUAUGCAUUGGAAGGCUAAACACAGUUACAAAUUUAAUGACAACCCAAACCCCAUACAGAAACCGUCGAAAAGUAAAAAACAUAAAUCAAAAUGA